Molecule: messenger RNA, 1221 nt
Organism: Ambispora leptoticha
Lineage: Eukaryota; Fungi; Glomeromycota; Glomeromycetes; Archaeosporales; Ambisporaceae
Source: the annotation of a GenBank genome assembly
AUGUUUCCGCAAUCGAGGCUACAGUUUUGUCAACCGGUGACACAUCAACGUGAUGGUUCUCAUUCGAGAAUGAAAACGCCAUUCUACGCGGAUACUUCACUCGUGGAUCCAACACCAGGAAUUUCCAUUGAUUCAUCACAAACUACAAAAGUUAGAUCACAAUCAUGCUUUCUCAAAGAAAACGAAACGGAAGAGGAAGAAGCAUCUUACCUCUGGCGUCUAGGUAUCUGGCCCAAAGGCACUACCACAAAUCCAGAUCACCUUGCGACUAUGUUAAUUGGCUACAAAACGACCUAUGAACUCUCACGAGGUAUCACAAAGAGAAUUGUCAAUUACACACUUGAUCUGUUUCGCGUCAUCAAUAGAGAUGAAGAUUCCGAGAAUCUAGAGUUGAUUUCGACUCGUUCCGAACCAUGCGGAAAAUUUUUUUUUGGUCGUGAUCGAAAUUAUCAUAAUCGAUUUUUGACAUUUGCGAAAUUCGAUGAUAUCUUUGGAAAUUGCGUAAAGAGAAACGAGAGUGACGAAGAAUCGGUUGAUUUGAUUUUAAGAGUUAGAUUCGAACAAGUUUGUCGAGGAAAUAUUGAGAAUGAGAGUAUCAACAAUCAACAUCAUCACAGUUCGUUAAAUAAUAAUAAGAUGCUAUACUCUACCAUAGCUCCACCACAAAAUAAUAGUCAACUGCCGCGUCAAAGUUCCGAUUACUUGGACGACGAAACAUUUUGUGACGUUGAAUUUAUUUUGGAUUGCGGAUUACGUAUAAAAGCACAUCGAUUAGUACUCGGCACUGCUUCUGCAUAUUUCAAGACAUUAUUUACCGGCGGAUUUCUAGAAUCAUCUCUUUCCACGAUUCCAAUCAAAGAUAUCACCUACUCCUCAUUCCAGGCAAUGAUCAAUUACUUGUACACUGGCAAUCUGAAACAAAAUCUCUCGUUCGAAACGCUAUUCGAGAUUCACUCAAAGGCUGACAUGAUGGGCAUUGAUAAUCUCCAGAAAGCUGUGGAGUCACGAUUGAAGUGUCUCGGAAAAAGUAAAGAUUGGGAUCAAGUGUUGAUGUUUGCGUGGCGAAUUGGCAAUGUCACAUUGAAGAGGGUCGCGUUGGAGUAUGUCUCGGACAAUUGGGAGGAGGUAAGAAAGAGUGUAAAUUGGCGAGAUGUGGUGGCUUGUGGGGAGCAGGAGUUGGUUGACGAGGUUUAUUCGGCGAGUUUCUUUGGUGUAAAGUGA